AAACAAUUAGCAAUCAUCUAUAUAAUAGAUAAGUUGGAUAACAGCAGAGCAGGUAGACCGAAAGUCUAUAAUCUUUUUAAGUCAUCGUUAGCAGAUAUUACUGAAAAAGCUAGUACUUAUUUGUGGCUGUUGGUGGUCAACUUCAGUCCCGAUGUCAUAUUUAGCUCGUCCAAUGUAUAGUUUUAUUCAAACGCUCAGUCCUAUUGUCAGUUUGGAGUAAACCCAGCACUUGCUGCACAAUUUUCAGAAAUAAUGGAAGGAAGAGAACAUAUAAACUCAACACCACAAGUUACAGAAAUACAAGGAAAUGAAGGGACUACAGAUCAAACUGUACAAAGUAAUACAAAGGCUACAAAUGGACAUGAUCAACAACAUGUUAUCGACAUUCAUACUAUUAGUUCAGCUCCAGCGCGGCCUCGAUCUUCUACUGGUGAUUUAUUUGAUGGUAAUAAAGAAGCAAGGGAAAAAUACUUGAGUGUUGGUGUGGAACUGUAUAAAGCUGCAUUGAGAGGCGAUUGGGAAACCGUGAAAACCAUCUUAGACGGUGAUCCAAGACUUUCAACAGCAAGUAUUUCAAGAGGAGGCCAAACAGUGCUCCACCUCGCUGCUGGAACAAAGCACGUUCCUUUCGUUGAGAAUUUGAUCCAAAGUAUGAGAAUAGAAGAUUUAGAAGUGAGGGAUGAGAAAGGGAACACGGCCCUCUGUUCCGCCCUCGGCAGCAUCACAGGCCAAGCAGUUGCAGAGAUUUUGUUAGAGAAGAAUACAAAUUUGGCAACCAUUCGAGGUGGUAAAGAUAUGACACCACUCUUCAUAGCUGCUCUGUUUGGACACUCCGAAAUGGCCUCCAGUUUGUACCCAAAAACGCUAGAGUGUUUGGAUGACAAUGACCGUCAUUGCAUUUUCUUUACUUGCAUCGUCACUGGUCUCUAUGAUAUGGCACUUAAAAUGCUGAAACUUGAUAUCUGUUUAGCUACAAAGCGUGAUAAGAAUAACAAGACAGCUUUACAUCUCUUGGCUCUAAUUCCUUCGGCAUUUGACAACGAAAGUCCAGAAGGGUGGAGCAAACUCUUCAAAUCUGCAUAUUUACACUUUGGAUUUGAAAGAAAGCAGAAGCAAUCUAAAGCCGCCGAGCUAGUCAAAUUUCUCUGGGACCAUAUUUUGCUUCAAGGGCAUGACAAGGCGAUUGAUCUUAUAUCCAAGCCGACAAAACUGCUGUUUGAAGCAACAAAGGUGGGGAACUUUGAGUUUCUAGCUGCGCUGAUUGGCUCUUACCCUGAUUUAAUAUGGGAAACUGAUAGCCAAAAUCAAACAAUAAUUCAUAUUGCUGUAUUAUAUCGCCAUGCCAAUAUCUUCAACUUAAUACAUGAGAUUGGUUCAAUCAAAGAUGAUCUUGCUGCCAAAAAAGACACUGAAAGCAACAGUAAUAUAUUGCAUUUAGCUGCCAAGUUACCUUGUCCGGAACGACUCAACGUUGUAUCAGGAGCAGCUCUACAAAUGCAACAAGAAUUAUUGUGGUUUGAGGAGGUGAAAAGGAUUGUGCCGCCUCAUUACAUAACACAAAAGAACAAGAAAAAAAAAACUCCAAACGAAAUGUUCACUUCUCAACACAAACCACUAUUAUCAAAGGGAGAGGAAUGGAUGAAAAGUACAGCCAGUUCAUGCAUGAUUGUGGCAACUCUAAUAGCGACUGUGGUCUUCGCAGCAGCCUUUAGCUUACCAGGAGGUAACAAUGACGAUCAUGAUGGGACCCCUAACAAUCUUAAAAGUCACUCAUUUCUAAUUUUUGUCUUAUCAGAUGGCUUAGCACUAUUGAACUCAGUUGUUGCAAUGCUUAUGUUUUUGUCUAUCCUUGUGUCUCGCUACUCGGAGUACGACUUUCUGAAAUGGUUACCAUUGAAGUUGAUGGUUGGUCUCACUACACUUUUUUUCUCAAUGGUAGCCAUGAUGAUAGCAUUUAGCUUUGCAUUCGUUUUGGUUUAUCAUCAUCAUCACGGAUUAAAAUGGGUCCCUCUUCUAAUUUCUUUGUUUGGCAUCGUUCCUACUGCUUUGUUCGCUAUUCUGAAAUUUCCUCUUCUUCUUGAGACCUUUUUAUCCACAUAUUGUUCAGGGAUGCUAUUUCAGACCAGUAGACGAAUGUUGUAGUGAAAUAAAUAGAAUGUUGUGUAGUAUGUUGCAUAUUAAGUGUUUCAAAGGCGUGUACUUUUUUUAGGGUUGUACCUAAUCAUCAAUCUCGACUAUGUUUCUCUUAAGCACUUA
This is a messenger RNA of Humulus lupulus (European hop), 2256 nucleotides long. RefSeq names its product ankyrin repeat-containing protein ITN1-like. Bases 253 to 2142 code for a protein of 629 amino acids. Gene Ontology annotation, molecular function: protein binding. The transcript has 6 exons. Lineage: Eukaryota; Viridiplantae; Streptophyta; Magnoliopsida; Rosales; Cannabaceae. The record is from RefSeq and is a predicted model, not a curated record.